CUCUCUCUCUCUCUCUCUCCACCACACACAGAUACAUGCUAGAAAGAAUAAGUAUGAGCUGCAAUGGCUGCAGAAUACUCAGAAAGGGCUGUAAUGAAAACUGCAUUCUCCGACAAAGUUUGCAGGGUAUAGAAAGCCCACAAGCUCAGGCAAACGCCACCGUUUUCGUCGCCAAGUUUUUCGGCCGCGCCGGACUUAUGUCCUUCCUUUCUUCCGUUCCUCAGUCUCAGCGAACCUCUCUGUUUCAAUCUCUACUGUUUGAAGCAUGCGGGAGGACCGUGAAUCCGGUGAACGGGGCGGUGGGAUUGAUGUCCACCGGAAACUGGCACCUCUGUCAGUCCGCGGUCGAGACGGUUCUCGACGGUGGAGUUCCUCGCUGCUUGCCGGAAUAUUCCCCUCAGUCUUCGCCUGAGCUUGACGAGGGUUUCGAAGACCACAACAACGGGCUGUGCAUGAAUUCCCGAGAUUCGAACAUUAGGGUUAACAAUAACAACGGCGGUUUGACGGCGGCUAGAAUGACGUCGAGAGGGCGGAGGGAGAAUAGCAGGUCGGCUUCGCCGCCAUCGGACGAGUCGGAGACGACUACGUUAGAGAGCGGUUUUAUUUUUCAUCAACGUCACCAAAACCACCAUGGAAAUGGAAAUGGAACGAAGCUUUUGAGACUGUUCAUUUGAUCCAUAAUUAAUUAAUUAAUUUUAAUCUGUAUUAUUAGUGCCGGCUGAAGGGGUUAAUUAACCCUAAUUAGAGUUUGAUUGUAUUCCAAUUUUUUUCUGUCAUAAGAUUUGCAUCAAUGCUUAUAGAUCGCUCGUUGUAUUUCACUCGAUCGUGGUAUAGCAUCUACGAAACCCAUACCAAAUCAUUAAGUUUUC
Molecule: messenger RNA, 869 nt
Organism: Erythranthe guttata (spotted monkey flower)
Lineage: Eukaryota; Viridiplantae; Streptophyta; Magnoliopsida; Lamiales; Phrymaceae
Product: LOB domain-containing protein 38
Biological process (GO): regulation of gene expression
Source: RefSeq, a predicted model, not a curated record